GGAUAGGAGGAUAGUGGUCAAUCCAAUGGGGAAAACGGAAGCCAAGAACACGGAGCAAAUCUACGCUAGAUCACGUUUUGAUCUCGGACCCAGCCCUUCGCAGCCCGACCUGAAUCCAUCGGCAUCGAAUCGAUUCCGCUUGUUGGCGUCAAAACCCCCAGGCGAGUGAUGGCAGACUCCAUCCCCUCCUCGACGACGCCAAGCGGCAAAUGAUUUCUUCCCUCUUAUGAAAAAAUUUCCUGCCAAUUUAAGGCCGGGAGGGGAAACCCUAGUUCAUCCCCCCUACUGCCUAUAUUGCCUUCAUAAAGCGACCAGAAUGCCUCAACCUUCCUAUCUCCCCACUUCAUUGACGACCUACUGCGGUUCCGCUCGGCGGCGGUAGUCUUAGCAGGCAUGACGAAUGGGCCAUUCAAUGAGCAGAUUUUGGCGGACAAACUUCUUAACCUUAAUAGCACACAACAUAGCAUAGAGACUUUGUCACAUUGGUGUAUCUUCCAUAGAAAGAAAGCAAAGGAGGUUGUGGAAAUGUGGCUACAUCAAUUUCAUUUAGCUUCAAGAGAUCAAAGAAUAUCUUUUCUCUUUUUAGCCAACGAUAUUGUUCAAAAUAGCAGGAGGAAGGGCUUGGAGUUUAUUGAGGAAUUUUGGAAAGUUCUUCCUGAUGUUCUCAAUGGCAUUCUUGAUAAUGGAAACGAUGUUGAAAAAAAUAUUGUGCAUAGAUUGAUCAAUAUAUGGGAACAACGCAAAGUUUUUGGCUCUCAUGAAUCUUUGAAACAAGAUAUGCUGACAAAGAAUAUUGAUAGUAGAAAUCGAAAUGGGAAGGGUAUUUCUUACAAAUUGAAACAACCUGGUGGCGAGCAGCUACAGAAACUAAUUUCAGCUUAUAGUGAUGCAUCAGGGUUUCCCUUUGACGAAGAAACAUUAUUGGACAGUUGUCAAGCUGCCGUUAACUUUGUUGAGAGCUUUGAAACGGAUACGUGGAAUCAAACAGGGAACUUCCAUGGUUCUGGAACAGUGAAGGAGCUGGUUAAAUAUCAUGAAGUGUUAAGAGACUCCAUAAAAAAAUUGAAGGCUGUUGAAUCAACAAGAGCAAUUAUCGUUGCCUGUUUAAAAGAAGCACUACUUGAGCAGGAAAUCAAGUAUAGCCAAGUUCGCCAACAGCUGAAGGCAGCUCAAUCUGGGUAUCAACUAUCAGUUAACUUGUGCAACCAAUUUAAUAUUGAUAUGUCACCAGAUCGAAGACUUCUGGAAUCGCCAGAUCAUGGACCUCCUGGCUUUUCGAGCAAUUAUGCUUUUGAAUAUGUAGAAGGGAACCAGAAGGCCGGAAAUUCAACAUCCUCAACUCUGGAAGCUGCUCCAGAUGUGCCACAGCUUGUAGCCUCUACAUCCUCGACUUUCGAAGCUGUUCCAGGUGCGCCACAGCUUGCAGACUUAACAAUCUCUACUCAGAUGCAAGAUCAUGCUCAGCAGUUUGUUCGUUCCAAUGGCAUUGUUGGGCCCACAAUUGAAGAAGACCUUCAGUCGAACAAUAAAAGAUUGAAACUCGAGGAUGAUCCUCGAGUUUCAUUUCAACCGCAGCCACAGUUCGUGCCACCCUUUCCGCCAUUGCAUCCUAAUACAUUGAAUCAGCCUUCAUCACAACCACCUGUACCUGUUACUUACCCAGACUCAACUGUGGAGCUGCUACCGCCGCCGCCGUUAACACCUUUCCCACCGCCACCACCGCUACCACCUCUGCCAGUAGCGCCAGUAGCGCCAGCAUUCACACCCCUUGCUGAUUUGACUAUAGCAAGCACUUAUGGAUAUGCCCCGGCACCUCCUUUUCCAAAUUACCAGAUGGUUGGUUUUCCACCGCACCCGGUCACUGGAAAUCAAUACGGUUUUCAAGCACCAGAGGGAUCCAAUUAUGCCGACCAACCACCUUUUCGAAGACUGCCGCCGCCUCCACCGCCGCCGCCACCACUGGCUUGACAAUAGUGAGAAGGCUUUUAGAUGUUCAAGUAACUAGUUAUGUUUCUGUACAUUAUGUGCGUGUUCCUUUACCUCCCCAAGAUGGGGUCAGAGAUUAUAUAAUGGGUAAGACUUGCAGAUCAGCUGAAUGAAGAACCAAUGGUUUAUCCAUCUCCUUAGAUUGAGGGAAAAGUUCAUUUAGAUUAUGGUGGUUUUCUUAUUUUAUGGUUCAGCUCUGGCAUGUUCAUCGUUGUCUGAUGCUCGAGAAAUGGAAAUGGAACAGUCGAUAAUUGUGAAUGCUUUAGCUGUUCAUCUCAGAAAUGAAUUUCUUCUCGAGUGAAAUGGAAGCAGGCUUUUGUCUA
Messenger RNA from Zingiber officinale, 2309 nucleotides. Its product is annotated as regulation of nuclear pre-mRNA domain-containing protein 2-like. Gene Ontology annotation, cellular component: RNA polymerase II, holoenzyme. The coding region runs from base 394 to 1968 and encodes 524 amino acids. Gene Ontology annotation, biological process: mRNA 3'-end processing. The record is from RefSeq and is a predicted model, not a curated record. NCBI's taxonomy places the organism in Eukaryota, Viridiplantae, Streptophyta, Magnoliopsida, Zingiberales, Zingiberaceae. Gene Ontology annotation, molecular function: RNA polymerase II complex binding. The transcript is spliced from 8 exons.